GUCAGUUGGAGAAUUAAGAUGGACGUGGGGGGUGCGUAUGGUGCCGGAAAGGCAGGAGCGCCUUUUGACCCUUUAUUAUUUGUAAAAAGACCUCAAGUUAUUGUUAAAGGUGUUUGCCUUUUUUUUGGUAUAAUUGUCUUCUGCUGUGUAUCUGGAGCAUGGUAUGCUGACAUUCAACUACAAAGAGAAGUGUGUCUCUAUAAUAAAAAGUCUAGUCCAUGCCACUAUGGGGAAGCAAUCGGUUUACUUGCUUUUUUUGCAUCUCUUGGUUUUCUUGGUGGUGAAUAUAUGUUUGGACAGAUGUCAUCUGUUAAAUCAAGGAAACACUUUGUUUUAAUAGACCUAGGAUUUUCAGGUUUUUGGGCAUUUAUGUACUUUGUGGGCUUCUGUUAUUUGGCAAAUCAAUGGAGCAAUACAACUAUUGAUGAAGAUAUACUAGAAAGAGAAGGCACCAGCAGUAUUCAAGCUGCCAUAGUUUUUUCAUUUUUUUCAGUCUUUUCAUGGGCUGCUUCAGCAUGGCUUGCAUACCAAAGAUUCCUUCAAGGAAAUAAUGCCAUGUUUGCUGCUGGUCUUGAAGGUGGUGAAGCACAAAUGACUGGUGCAGCUGCUUUCUCGUCAUAUUCUCAGGAUGACCAACCUUAUCAAGACCCACCAUUUUCAAACCAACAUGAAGGUGGUGGAGAAUAUCCCGCACCAACCUACUAAUAAAUCUUGUAAAUUGAGAUCCAAUGGGUAAGAGCAGUAAACAACUGUAAUUUCAGUUUUGCUCUUACAAGUGUAGUAAUUUAGUAAAGAGUCAUCUGUGUGCUUGUUGGAUAUCACUAAAUUUGUAUUGUUUUUUGCAUAGAUUGAAAUUAAAUGACAAUAUAAAUUUUUCGUUAUUUGGUUUUUAGUGAUGUAUUUUAUCAUGAAAGUUUUGUUUCCAAUGGUCUGCAGACAAUGAUACUUUUUCUAAUGAUUUUCAUUUGGACUAGAACUCCUUUGCUAUUUUUAACCCUAAGAAAAAUGCUGUAGCUAAAAUAAACAGUUGUAAAAAUUUGAUUUUAUAGAUUUGUGUUUGCAAACAUGUUAAUUAAUCACAUGUUCGUUACAUAUUUGAAUUGUUGAAGACUUUGCUGUUUAGAACUUAGUUGAUGUAUAGUCAGAAGAUGUUCAACAAAUGUAAAUUGUUAUAUACUUUAACAAAAAUUUAAAAUAUUAGCUGUUUAUGUAUGUAAUUAAUUGUAAGAAGUGGAAAUACUAUUGUGUUAGCUAGUCCUCCAGCGAUUAUGAACUUUAUAAAAUAAAAAUAAAUAAGAAAAAAAUUAUGCUUAUUUAUGAAAUGCUGUAGUUUAUUGAAACUAUGAUCAUGUAAUAUUUAGGCUUACUAAGAUUAAUCUUUUAUAUAAAUAAUUGUUGUACGAAUGUUAACAGAUAAAUUAUAGUUUUAUCUUUCUUAAUAUUAUUUUUGUUUCAUAUGUGUAUUAAGUUAAUUUAUCAGAUUUAUUAUUCAAGGUCAAUAAAAUAAUUUUUAAUUUUAUUUCAUGCUGACAUUUCUCAGCAAAGGUAAUAUUUCCUGAGGUAUAAUAUAAUUUAAGAUAAGUUAAUAGUUUAAUUUUUAUUUGUACAAAAUUUAAAGGAUUAUUUCUUAUAUAUAUAUUAUGGAUAAAAAUAUUGUGUGCAGUUUACUUUAAAGUUCCGUGCAUUAGCUAAUAUUUUUGUUUUUAAGUGAUGUUGAUGUGAUAUAAUUAGUUAUUAAAAAAAAUGUUUUGUUUAAUUUAU
This is a messenger RNA of Nezara viridula (southern green stink bug), 1761 nucleotides long. Lineage: Eukaryota; Metazoa; Arthropoda; Insecta; Hemiptera; Pentatomidae. The record is from the annotation of a GenBank genome assembly.